Molecule: messenger RNA, 4807 nt
Organism: Uranotaenia lowii
Lineage: Eukaryota; Metazoa; Arthropoda; Insecta; Diptera; Culicidae
Product: long-chain-fatty-acid--CoA ligase 4-like
Exons: 8
Coding region: 698-2845 (715 amino acids)
Biological process (GO): long-chain fatty acid metabolic process; long-chain fatty-acyl-CoA metabolic process; neuron differentiation
Cellular component (GO): lipid droplet; plasma membrane; endoplasmic reticulum
Molecular function (GO): palmitoyl-CoA ligase activity
Source: RefSeq, a predicted model, not a curated record
CUGGAAACUUUGCUAACGGAUCAGCUGAGGCCCAAAAAAGUUUGAUCUUCAGCGGAAAAGAUCAAACCUACCGGAUAUAAGUUUUCCGUUGUGAAAAACAAACCAUUACAGAAUGAGCUCUGUACCGGAUCCGAGAUUGUGAGUUUGGUUGGAUAAAUAGUUCUCGAAGCAAAUUGAAGCUAGAGCAUCAUCAUCCGCGCAAAAAUCUUCGCAUCUCCUGUGCACCCUUUCUGCCAGCGCUGUUUUUUUUGUGUGUGUGUGUACAUAGAGUUACAUAUUUAUUGGAAGGGUCAUAUCUUUCCCUAAGGUGAAGGUUCUAUAUCCUGCUAAAUUCGAUUGGGAACUGCCCAAAAUUUUCCUUCCCAGAGAGAAACGAAAUGAGUGAAGGAAACGGUCAAGGAGUCAACAGCAAGUGAGUGACACGGAUUAAGACCUAUUCGGUUGUCCUGUGGAUAAAAAAGUGUACCUUUGUUUGUGUCCGUUGUGGCGUUCUCGUCAUCAUCAACAACUGUUCAUACGCUAGUUUGAGGGUCUCAUCCAGUUUCGAUCGGCAAAUAGUAACCGGAUUUAAUCCGGGGGUAGACGUUUUACCCGAGUGACUCAUAAACAAAAUUCUACAAUACACCCAGGGAUUCCUGCAAUCAUUGGUUAUCAUUGGCUAAAUUGAAUACUCAAGAAUAAAUCAAGUGCAUCAAGAAUGUUCAUCGAGGAAGAUGUUCACAUGGAAGACUUCUGGGUGCAGACGGCGAUCGGGGCGAUCAAAAUUAUCGCCAUGGUGUACGACAUCAUCACGAUGCCGAUCUAUCUGCUGCUGCAGCGACCCUGGAAGCGAAGAGCCCUAGCCAAGCGCCCCAAGGCCAAAAUAAUCCAGCAGGAUGGCACCUCCAUCACAUACCGGGGCGUGGAUGCUCCCAGCGAGAUGCACGUCAAGAUGAUGCAGAACAACAUCGACACCCUGGAGCGGAUGUUCACCUUCGUUACCAAACAUCACAGCACCAAGCGCUGCAUCGGUACCCGCAAAAUCAUCAGCGAAGAAGACGAGGUCCAGUCCAAUGGGCGGGUCUUCAAAAAGUUCAACAUGGGUGAUUACAUGUGGCGGAACUUUAUUGAAACAGAAUUCGCCGCGGCCUGUUUCGGACGGGGUCUGCGGGAACUCGGCCAGCAGACCAAGCAAAACAUCGUUAUCUUCGCAGAAACCCGGGCCGAAUGGUUGAUUGCGGCUCAUGGCUGCUUCAAGCAGAACAUGCCGCUGGUGACGAUCUACGCCACCCUCGGGGAUGAUGGUAUCGCUCACGGUAUCAACGAAACCGAAGUGCAUACGGUGAUCACUUCCCACGAGCUUUUGCCCAAGUUCAAAACGGUGCUGGAUGUGACACCCAACGUCAAGCGGAUCAUCUUCAUGGAGGAUCAGUUGCACAAAACUGAAGUCACCGGCUUCAAGGCAGGCGUCGAAAUCAUUCCCUUCUCCAAGGUGCUGGAAAUGGGGGAAAAGAGCCAGAUCCCUGGCAAUCCCCCGACUCCGGACGAUACUGCCAUCAUCAUGUACACCUCCGGAUCGACCGGAACGCCCAAGGGCGUGCUGCUUUCGCAUGCCAACUGUAUCGGAACCAUGAAGAACUUCUGUGAUAUCUUCAAAAUCUACCCGGACGAUGUGCUGAUUGGUUUCCUGCCGCUGGCGCACGUUUUCGAGCUGCUAGCCGAAAGUGUGUGCCUUCUGACCGGGGUCCCGAUUGGGUAUUCGACACCACUGACCCUGAUCGAUUCCAGUUCCAAGGUGAUGAAGGGCUGCAAGGGUGACGCUACGGUGCUGAAACCCACCUGCAUGACCUCGGUGCCGCUUAUUCUGGAUCGUAUCUCCAAGGGUAUCAAUGCCAAGGUGAAUGCCGAGAAACCUAUCAAGAAGGCCUUCUUCAAGUUUGCCUACAAGUACAAGUCGAAGUGGGUCGCUCGAGGGUUCCAGACGCCGCUGAUGGACAAAAUCCUGUUCAAGAAGAUCGCCAAACUGCUGGGUGGACGAAUCCGGUCCGUUCUCUCUGGAGGUGCCCCACUGGCCCCGGACACGCACGAACAGAUCAGCCUGUGCCUCUGUGUGGACAUGAUCCAGGGUUACGGUCUAACAGAAACCACCGCCGGAGGUGCCGUCAUGGACAAGUGGUGCAUGGAGUACAGUGUGGUGGGAGGCCCCUCGGCAACCAAUGACAUCCGGCUGAUAAACUGGGAGGAGGGUAACUAUCGGGUGACUAACAAACCAUACCCGCAGGGUGAGAUCGUGAUCGGUGGAGCAACCGUUUCUAAGGGAUACUACAAACUGCCCGGCAAGACCGAAGAAGACUUCUUCGAAGAGGACGGACAACGGUGGUUCCGAACCGGAGACGUUGGAGAAAUCCAUCACGAUGGUGUUCUCAAGAUUAUCGAUCGUAAGAAGGAUCUGGUGAAGCUGCAGGCCGGCGAGUACGUGUCGCUCGGAAAGGUCGAAUCGGAACUCAAAACUUGCCCGGUGGUGGAAAAUAUCUGCAUCUAUGGUGAUUCGACGAAGCAGCAUACGGUAGCCCUGGUGGUGCCAAACCCACAACAUCUGGAGGAAAUUGCCGAGAAACAGGGCAUCAAGGGCAUGGAGUUCGAUCAACUGUGCUCUUCACCGGUGAUGGAGAAGGCCGUCGUCCAGGAGCUGGCCGAACACGGGCGCAAAUGCAAAUUGCACCGAUUCGAAAUCCCGACGGCUGUGACCCUGUGCAAGGACAUCUGGACCCCGGAUAUGGGUCUAGUAACGGCUGCCUUCAAGCUGAAACGCAAGGACAUCCAGGAACGGUACAAGAGCGACAUCAGUCGAAUGUACGCAGCGUAAGCAUCUGUAUCGACAACCGAGGAAAGACACCAAAACGGACCUUUCUAUAUGGUGCUCGAAGAUGUUGCAUCGACGACAAGGACGACUCAGAUUGGUUACCAUCAGCAGAAAAGAAAGGCUACCGACAUCAUCAUCAUCACUCUUGGUAAAAUGUGAACCAAGCUACUAAAAACUACGAUUCGAAUCCUAAUCAACCGACAAUGCAAAAUGACCAUAGAGACAGAGGAAAAGGUGACAAGUUCCGAUUCGAUGCACGGCAUUGUUUACCCGCUGAAUUUAGACUUUGGAGCCUAUCCAUAGGAUACAUUUUUUUUAUCUUGUUUAUUCAUUGUUCAUGUUUUCAUUGUUUUCUUUUUCAAUUAUCGUUUUUCUUUCUUUAUUUGAAACCAAAUAUACCAACUUAUAAGUUUGUUGCUUGUUUUCCGUAGUUUUUCCUUCGCUAUUUGAUUGAUAAAAAAGUAGUGUAAGAAUGCGUCACAUUUGUACAUAAAAAAAUUACAAUGAAAUGCUGCAAAUGAAACGAAUGUAUGUGACUGUUUGUUUGAAUCAGCUUUCGUAGAUAUGCACAUGUCAUAACAUGUUGAACAAUUGCGUUAUUAAAUUGGUCAUUUAAAGAAAAUAAAUAAAAGGAAGGUACGUUUUUUCGUAGGUUUUAGGAAAAAAAAUUGUCCAACCUUUGAGAUAUACAUAACACAAUGUGAUGGAGUAGGUUCUAGGAAUAAAAGAAACAAAAAUUAUAGGAACUAAUAAAUGUACGAACCAGCGGAGGAUUUCAAAGUGGAACGAAGGUUUUGAGACGAUAAUCUGUACAUACAAAUGAAAGAUGCGGAAAAAACCGUGAGCUAAUAGCAGAACUUAUUAUUACGUUUUGCCAAACCGAUCAGAAGUGAAUGAAAAUCGAAAAGGCGACUGACCGUAGUCUGAUUAGUUUAGUGUAGCUAAAUCUACUAGGUGGAUUAGUUUGAUAAAAAAAACCAUAAGCAAGGCACCAAUUCUUGUACAUACACACAUAAUCUUUCAAAAAUUCUGUACAUUCAUUUCUUUCACAUUCAUAAACCAAAAGCAAACGCUUCAGCAUCGAAGCGUUUGUAUUAUAGUUUUCUUAUGUUAGCCGUCAGAGGUCAGCCUUUCGUUGGAGAAAAGGUGUCUCGGCUAAAAUGGGAAGAGAGAAAAAAAACACCGUAACAAAUUCGUUCACCAAAAUCACCAGACCGGAAUUAAAAGAGGCAGCAAAUUCAACCCACAACCGAAGGAAAUAAGCAAUUGUAUUCAACCAUUGAUUAGACCGUAGGGCCCUAUAUUUAUUGUUAUUACUCUUACUUAAACGUACUACAUAUAUCGUACACGCUGCGUGUACUUGUGGUGGAGAACAAAAAAACAAUAAAAUAAGAACAAAAACCGCCACCCGUUUCCGUUGUUCUUUAUAGGCUAAUUUCCCCCCUCGAAUUCUUCCAGGACUAGACACGAAUCCAACAAUCACACACUAAAAACACCCUUACAAAAGUGAAUAAUAAUCAUCUGGAAACCCACAGUUUGAUACCUAACCACUAUCCGCUCUCCAUAAGCUCCCCUUCGUUAACCACAACAGUUCAACAAGGACAGUUAAAAAUCGAGGGAAAUGUUUACGUUACGUGCGAUUAAUAAGGAACAUGGCUAGGAUCUACUACAUAGAUAAAAAAAAUGAACAAAACUUUGGGGAGGGUAUCAAAUAUAUAAAUAUUUCAAGAGGAAAGCACUUAUCUUUAAAGGUGUGCAGUGAAUGGAAAAAGCUUUGAGAGAAAAUUAAAGAAACAAAAUUCAAACAAGGCCGGGAGGUAUCAGUUAAGUUAGUGAGUAAACUUUAAAUUAAACCUAUCGACCACGUUGUAAAGAGAGGAAAAAUGAUUACAAAAAUAAAAAAAGAGUUGCGAGAACGACAGUGAAAAUGUGGAACCCACAAAUAAAUGCUAUUGAAAAUCUUAA